Messenger RNA from Acanthoscelides obtectus, 209 nucleotides. Lineage: Eukaryota; Metazoa; Arthropoda; Insecta; Coleoptera; Chrysomelidae. The record is from the annotation of a GenBank genome assembly.
UUGUCUCUUGGCUAUGGAUGUUGUGAUUGUCCGUAGGUGGUAGACGGUUUCUGACUGUCGAACGCGGAUGUCGUAGGCGGAGCCAGAAUGUGUGCAUGUUGCAUGCACACGUGUUCCCUCGCCAGAGUCCGUGUGGCGUCCCCCCUUUCCCAUGUAUCCCCCUAUAGCCCCACAGCCUUCGUGGUAGUUGAAGUAUAAAAAAAGAUAAA